GGUACAUAUCAUCGACGGACCGGAAUACAUGCAUGCCCGUCAAGUCGUCCUCUGUGAAUGUUAUUUCUAGCUAGCAUAUUUUUGUCUCUAGCGUUUUUUUUUAAAACAAAUGUUUAAUUGAAAUAUAUGCGCUAAUUGUGUGCUAAACGAUGACAUCCAGAGGCACACCGAGUCGCUUCCUGCAGAGUGUUCUUCAGAACGGAGUGGGUCGCUAUGUCUGCCAGCUCAAACGACUCUCCAUCAUCUUCUCCAAAAAUGCACAGAGCUCACUGGGAGUCAGGGGGUUCAUUGAAGAGGGGGUGGUGGAUUAUGCCAAAUACAACCCUUCAACUGUCGUGUAUGUGUCUCCUCAGUCCUGCAGGAUACCCAAAAUAGUUGCAGAAUACCUAAACGGCAACGUGAGGGAAGAAAUUGUCACAAGCAAAACGUCGAUACAGAUCUCUGAGGUUUUGACCAAGCUGACCAAUCAGUCCGGCCUGGACAUCAUCCGCAUCCGAAAGCCCUUCCACACUGACAACCCCAGCAUCCAGGGCCAGUGGCACCCCUUCACUAACCGGCCCCCGUGCAUCGGCCCCAUCAGACCUCAGAAACAAGAUGCUGAACAAGCACUAUCCAAUAUUUAAAGUCAAAAUGAAUGCUAAAUUCUAGUUUACUGUAGAAAGAUACAUCAUUUUUUGAAGCUGUUCAAGUGAUCAAUAUGUUGAUAUGUUGGAUAUUUCUGCAGAAGACCUCGCUCUGGACUGGGUAUUUUUCACCAUGCCCUUUUGUCUGUUGGUGGCAGCAAUUCUGUGCAGAGCUGUGCCGUUAUUACCAGCUCUAAAUGCCACAUUUGAAUAGAGGUUACAUGAAUCCUCCAGAGGCUUGUCAGCAGGCAUAUUAAAAAAGCAGAUAGCUGUUUUUUUAAACCCAAGGUUAUUUGAAGAUUCAUUGUAGUAAAGUGCAGCGCUUCAGAGCAGAUGAAACUUUGUAUGAAAUAAAUCUUUUUUAAAAAUG
Molecule: messenger RNA, 993 nt
Organism: Gymnodraco acuticeps
Lineage: Eukaryota; Metazoa; Chordata; Actinopteri; Perciformes; Bathydraconidae
Gene: mrpl43
Product: mitochondrial ribosomal protein L43
Exons: 3
Coding region: 150-623 (157 amino acids)
Biological process (GO): mitochondrial translation
Cellular component (GO): mitochondrial large ribosomal subunit
Molecular function (GO): structural constituent of ribosome
Source: RefSeq, a predicted model, not a curated record